Messenger RNA from Myripristis murdjan (pinecone soldierfish), 927 nucleotides. RefSeq names its product odorant receptor 131-2-like. The record is from RefSeq and is a predicted model, not a curated record. Gene Ontology annotation, biological process: G protein-coupled receptor signaling pathway; detection of chemical stimulus involved in sensory perception of smell. Gene Ontology annotation, molecular function: olfactory receptor activity; G protein-coupled receptor activity; odorant binding. The coding region runs from base 1 to 927 and encodes 308 amino acids. Lineage: Eukaryota; Metazoa; Chordata; Actinopteri; Holocentriformes; Holocentridae. The transcript has a single exon. Gene Ontology annotation, cellular component: membrane.
AUGAAUAACACAACAGGAGCAAACCUGCUGGUGCUGUUUCAGAAGCCUGUAAAAGUUGUGUUUUCCUUAAUACCAUGUCUACUCUUUCUAUAUGUAAAUGGUGUCAUGCUGUUUACUUUGAUGAAAAAGCCUCUCUUUCAGGAGUCCGCCCGCUACAUCCUCUUUGGUCAUUUGCUCCUCAUAGAUUCCCUGCACCUUACAAUGUCUAUAGUGGUUUACCUAUUUGCUGUGACCAAUGUCAAAAUGAAUAGCUUUGUUUGUGUGGUUGUGAUUUCAUUGAGUAGCACCAUCACACAUAUUUCACCCCUCAACCUUGCUGUAAUGUCUCUGGAGAGGUAUGCUGCCAUUUGCUUCCCACUGAGGCAUGCUGAGAUUGCCACCAACAGGAGGACACGCAUAGCUGUCGCUGCUGUGUGGACACUGGGCUCUUUAGACUCACUCAUCAAACUCUCUGUGUUUGUCAGUCUGGAGAAAAAAGCUUUCGACAUGCAAACUUUCUGCAGUGCAUACACUCUCCCGCAAAAAGGAAUUUAUGUAACCUUAAACGAAGCCUUCACCAUUAUGUAUUUUCUUUUGGUUGGUAUUAUUAUCGCUUACACAUACAUUGCUAUUGUAGUUGCCGCAAGGUCAGCCUCGUCCAAGUCAUCUACAGCCAGUAAGGCCCACAAGACGGUGCUCAUGCAUCUGCUUCAGCUAUGCCUAUGCCUUGUCUCCACUAUGUUUAAUAUGAUUAACACUACUGUAUACUGGAACAUGAUGCCUGUGGUGCGCCGACAAGUUCAGUAUGUCCUGUUUAUAGUCCUUAUCAUUUUCCCUAGAUGCUUGAGCCCUCUCAUAUAUGGCCUCAGAGAUCAGAGCUUCAGACAUUACUUCAAAUACUAUUUUUCAUUUGGCCUCAGAAAUUCAGUAAAGCCAUUUGACAAAUGA